AGAGUUAUCUAGCGGCGGAGCGUCGAAGCUAGGGUCUGAGCAGUGUCGGGUUCAAAGACAAACAAAGCUGUGGCCGCGUCUAUUUUCCUGCUGGCUUUCAGUGAAUGUAAAAUGUUGCUUCGGAGCUUUAUUGAUUCCCUAAGUAAACAGAUUUCAUGGAAGAGGCCUUACUUUGUGAGUAAUGCUCAAACAACAGGAUACUCAACUGACCGUUCUUUACCACCUAAACCUAAACGCUGUAAAAAUCCAUGGGUAUUCUAUUUUAUGGAAAAUAUUUCCAAAGCGAAAGCAGAUAACCCAGGGACCUCUUCUCCAAAAUUAUUCCAGCUGCUCUCUGCUAAAUGGCAAAGUCUUGGUGAAGAAGCUCAAAAGAAAUAUUUGAAGCUUGCUGAGGCUGAUAAAAAUAGGUAUAUGGAAGAGAUUCAAGUCUACAGAGCUAACCUUACUCCUGAAAAAGCGUCAGCGAUAGCCGAAGAGAAAGCAAGAGCUAAGUUGCAGAAAGAACAGAUUACUGAAAAAAAGAAACUUAAAGCCUUAGGAUUACCAAAGAAGCCCCCAAAUGCUUACAUACUUUUCUCCUCAGACUUUAUGAAAAGGAAGUUUUCACAAGUUGAGGAAGGGGGCAAAUUCGCUGUGAAGAAUCAGGCAUCCGCAGUGGGUGAGGCUUGGUCAAAACUUUCUGCAAAUGAGAAAGCAAAAUGGGAAGAACUUGCUGCUGUUAAGGCAAAAGAAGCCAAGAAGAAGGUUGAAGAGUGGGAAUCAGAUAUGGCGGCCAAAGGAUUUUUGGAAAUUGUUGAUAACAAAAAAACCUAGCAGUGUUGUGUUUUUUCUCAGGGUCAGUGCUGAUGUUUAAAUAUUUGAUCAGAAAAUCUGAUCAUCUUUCAGUCUCAUGUGAAGUGUUCAGUGUUCAGCUGAAUAAAAGUGCAGGGAUUACUUUUCUUUAGUUCCUUUUAGUCAA
Messenger RNA from Thrips palmi, 958 nucleotides. Its product is annotated as transcription factor A, mitochondrial-like. The record is from RefSeq and is a predicted model, not a curated record. Lineage: Eukaryota; Metazoa; Arthropoda; Insecta; Thysanoptera; Thripidae. The coding region runs from base 112 to 813 and encodes 233 amino acids. The transcript has 5 exons.